Micromonas commoda is the source of this 1443-nucleotide messenger RNA. RefSeq lists its product with no specific name. Gene Ontology annotation, molecular function: arginine-tRNA ligase activity; ATP binding. The transcript has 2 exons. NCBI's taxonomy places the organism in Eukaryota, Viridiplantae, Chlorophyta, Mamiellophyceae, Mamiellales, Mamiellaceae. Gene Ontology annotation, biological process: arginyl-tRNA aminoacylation. Gene Ontology annotation, cellular component: cytoplasm. The annotation marks the transcript as partial. The record is from RefSeq and is a predicted model, not a curated record.
CUCAUCACGAAGGUGCAGGGCGUCGGCCCUUACCUCAACCUUUUCGUCGACCGCGCGCGCGUGUUCCGUCUCGUGAUCCGCGCGGUCUCCGCCCAGGGCGACAAGUUCGGGCACACCAAAGCGGCGGGCGGCAAACGCGUCAUCAUCGAGCACACCUCCUCCAACCCCAACGCGCCCCUGCACAUCGGCAACCUCCGCAACGUGAUGAUCGGCGCCCAUCUGGCCAAGAUGCAGGCUGCGUGCGGCUUCGCGGUGAAGCAGGCGUUCUACGUCAACGACCUCGGCGCACAGAUCGGUCUCACCGCGCUCGCUUAUUCCAGGGUCUACGCCAAGAUCCAGCCCUACCUGAAGAUCGACCACUGGAUCGGCGCCAUGUACGCGGUGAUGAACACGUGCCAGGAGCUGCAGCAGGUUGGCGAGUACCUCAAGGGAGCGGAGGGUGACGAGAAGAAAACCAAGGGCAUCACCGAGUACUUCGACAUCUACCAGGAUCUCAGGGAGAGGUUCGAGAAGAUGAUGGUGGUGAUGCUGGAGGACGUCAGGAAGAUUGAGAACAUCAAGGUGGAGGCGGGCAAGCUCAACCUCGCGUACGAGCGCCAGGAGGCGUGGGCCGUGAAGAUCUUCCGCAAGAUGGUGUGCGACUGCCUCACCGGUGUGCAGACUACGCUCUCCACCUACGGCGUGCAGCACGACCAGUUUGACUUCGAGUCCGAGCUCGGCUGGGAGGGCUCUAACAACAAGGUGCUCGAGAUCAUGAAGAACAGCGACUAUUACGUCCCGCAGACGCAGUGCAACGAUAAGGGCGUGCCCCAGGGCGCGUACCUUGACAUGGACGGGUUCAUUCGCGACCAGGGUUUGAAGGUUGGCAAGGGUGGCUACCAGAAGGACUACCCACCGCUGUAUGUGCUCAGGCCCGACGGAUCCACCCUGUACACCUACCGCGACAUCGUGUACUCGUUCAAGAAGGCGUCGCAGUCGGAUCUCAUCCUCAACAUCAUCUGCUCCGAGCAGGAUUUGGCGCAGCAGAAGGUGAGCCUGGGCAUGAUGAUGAUGAACCCGGAGAUGAAGGGCAGGCAGUACCACCUCUCGUACGACCUCGUCAAGCUCACCACGGGCAAGAUGAGCGGUCGCAGGGGCAGGUACCUCCUCGCGGACGACCUCUACGACGACCUCAAGACGGUGAUUCGCGAGAAGAUGUCGAAGAAGUUCAAGGACAAGGGUGAGGACAUCUCCCCGGAGCUCUUCGACGAGGUGACGCACGAGGUGUCCACGGCGGCGAUGAAGUACGCGCUGCUCUCCGUGUCGUGCCAGACCCAGAUCAACUUUGACAUCGCCAAGAUCACCGACUUUGAGGACGCGUCCGCGCCGUUCAUCCUGUACAACUCGACCCGCGUGGCGUCCGUCGUCAGGAAGUUCAACGACAAGGUCGAGAAGGGACAGGUG